GCAUUCGUGUGCUGGCAGAGCAGCGAUCAAAGCUGCGUUCGGUACUCGUUGACUGGCCCAAGAAUGAAUUCUCGUGCAAGUGUGUUGAUAAAAAGUAUACGUAUGUAUGUAUGACAUACAAAAAUAUUGUGUCUGAUUAAUUAAUGCGUGUAUGCCUUUAACUGUGAAACCUUUUUCAAUUAGUAUUUUUCUCACAUGUAAGUGUGCUUAAUAACAGAAAAGUUUGCUGCAAAUUUGUGGCUUUGUGGAUAGCUUUUCAGUAAACUAACGUAUAAAGGAUUCAAAUUUUACUGCUCUAAUCUCUCGGAUUGUUUAAUCAAAUCAUCACUAUAUGCCCUUAUAGAGUAUGGAUUAUUUAAUUAUUCUGCAGUGCAAAGAAGUUUUUCGAGUCUAUGUAACUUUUGCAAUUUAGGUAAAUACGACCUAACCGUCAAAAUCAUGCCUCAUACACACAGCAGGCAUGGAUCAUCAGGAGAUGAUUUAUGCAGUACUGAUGAAGUGAAGAUUUUUAAAGACGAAGGAGAUCGCGAGGAUGAAAAAAUAUCAUCUGAGAACUUAUUAGUUGAAGAAAAGUCUAGCUUAAUAGAUUUAACUGAAAGUGAGGAAAAGGGUCACAAAAUUUCAAGGCCGGACCACAGCCCUGUUUUUAAUAAGCUGGACACCCACGCCCCUAGCUUUAACAUGGGUUACUUAGUUUCUCCUUAUUCGUAUGCCAAUGGUUCUCCAAGUGGCUUACCGGUAACUAUGGCCAACAAAAUUGGACUGCCUCCGUUUUUUUGUCACAAUGCUGAUCCGUUAUCAACACCACCACCAGCGCAUUGCGGAAUUCCUCCAUAUCAACUGGAUCCUAAGAUGGGCUUAACUCGACCAGCGCUAUACCCAUUUGCGGGAGGUCAAUAUCCUUACCCAAUGCUAAGUUCAGAUAUGUCUCAAGUGGCAUCAUGGCACACUCCUUCUGUUUAUUCUGCAUCUAGUUUUAGAACUCCUUAUCCCUCCUCACUACCAAUAAAUACUACACUUGCAAGUGAUUUUCCAUUCCGUUUUUCACCUAGCCUUUUACCUUCAGUACAUGCCACAUCGCACCACGUUAUAAAUGCUCAUUCUGCUAUUGUGGGGGUUAGCUCUAAACAAGAAUGCGGUGUUCAGGACCCAACAACGAAUAAUAGAUAUCCAAGGAACCUGGAAGCAAAGCACACAUCAAAUGCGCAAUCAAAUGAAUCCAAGGAGACAACAAAUGAUAAAAAAAAACCCCAUAUUAAGAAGCCACUAAAUGCGUUCAUGCUCUAUAUGAAGGAAAUGCGUGCUAAGGUUGUUGCUGAAUGCACUCUGAAGGAAUCGGCUGCGAUUAAUCAGAUUUUAGGAAGACGGUGGCACGAACUUUCCCGCGAAGAACAAAGCAAAUAUUACGAAAAAGCUCGACAAGAGCGCCAAUUGCAUAUGGAAUUGUAUCCGGGGUGGAGCGCACGAGAUAACUAUGGUUACGUGUCAAAAAAGAAAAAGCGAAAAAAAGACAGAUCGACAACGGAUUCGGGAGGCAAUAAUAUGAAAAAAUGCCGCGCCCGUUUCGGACUAGAUCAACAGAGUCAGUGGUGCAAACCGUGCAGGCGCAAAAAGAAAUGUAUUCGUUAUAUGGAAGCCCUGAACGGCAAUGGGCCCGCCGAAGACGGCAGCUGUUUUGAUGAGCACGGAAGUCAGCUAAGUGAUGACGACGAAGAUGACUACGAUGAUGAUAAACUAGGCGGAAGUUGUGGAAGCGCCGACGAAACCAAUAAAAUAGAAGAUGAGGACUCGGAAUCCCUUAAUCAAUCUAUGCCAAGCCCAGGCUGUCUUAGUGGAUUGUCCAGUUUACAGAGCCCAUCGACAACAAUGAGCUUGGCAAGCCCACUUAACAUGAAUGCCAAUUCAGCAACCAAUGUUAUAUUUCCUGCUUCUUCUAAUGCACUUUUAAUUGUCGGCGCAGACCAGCCGACAGCACAGCAACGACCCACAUUGGUGUCAACCUCGGGAUCGAGCAGCGGUUCAACCAGUAGCAUAAGUACAACCCCAAAUACGUCGAGUACAGUUUCGCCAGUUACAUGUAUGACCGGUCCGUGUCUCGGUUCAUCUCAGGAACGAGCCAUGAUGCUUGGAAAUCGGUUCAGUCACUUGGGAAUGGGGCUAAGUCCACCAGUAGUUAGCACGAGCACCAGUAAAUCUGAACCAUUUUUUAAGCCUCAUCCCACAGUUUGCAAUAAUCCUAUAUUUGCAUUGCCAUCAAUUGGUAAUUGUAGUUUAAAUAUUUCUUCAAUGCCAAACACAUCCCGAAACCCUAUUGGUGCUAACCCACGAGAUAUUAAUAAUCCCCUUAGCAUCAAUCAGCUGACUAAAAGACGUGAAUAUAAAAAUGUUGAGUUAAUUGAAGCUAGUGAGUCAAAGACUAUAGUUGCCCAUGCCGCUACAUCCAUUAUUCAACAUGUAGCAGUGAACGGCUAUCAUGCUAAUCACUCGCUUUUAAAUAGCAACUUGGGCCACCUUCAUCACCAAUUAAAUAAUCGUACAGAAAACCCGAAUAGAAGUGAGCAGACAAUGCUGUCCGUAAGUAAUCAUUCUGUAAAUAGCAGUGAAUGCCAUAAAGAAUCUGAUUCGCAGGCUAUUGUAUCUAGCAAUCCUCCAAACGCUGGAUCUUCCGAUAACGGCGUUAUUAGCGUUUCAUAACUGAUCGCCAUGGAUUUGUAGAAUUGAUUAAUCAAAUUUUAAUGUUAAUGUGUGAGAAAAUAAUUAAAAUAAAAACAUAAGUGCAAUAAUUAUUAUUCUCGCCAGCCCAAAGCCAUCUUAUGAAACAAAAGGCCAUCAAAACUAGUGCCACGACUCACAUCGCAAUAUUUCGUUUAAUAAAGAAAACAUAGAAUUGGUGCACAAAAAUCUUUUGAAACGACUCCGAGGCCAACCCGAAAGAAUAAAGAAACAUGAGUCAAAUCUCAGGCUAGGCCGUGCCAAAUAGAAUAAACAGACAAUACACACUAAAACUUAGUUACAUAAACAUCUAUUGCAUUUGACACCUUAUAAAAUAAUAUUUUCAAAUAGUUUUCAAAAUAGUUUUCUAUUUAUUUAGCUUAACACAACCAAAUUAUGUAUUUUAUUUUAAAAUUAGACACAACUUGCCAAAAUCCAUUAAUUAAUGCCUCUCCGGCACAUAUGUAUUUGGUCAUAUUUGUUGUGAGUAUAAUUUAACUAAUGGUUUCUGCACUAAAACUAGGAGAACAAAAAACAUGGACUACGACGAUUGUCGGUCGAAUCACUUAGUCUCUUUUAUCGUAAACUUGGUCGUGUGGUCAUAAUCAUAACGUCACCCUCCUCCCGCCUGACGAAAGUCUCUAGACUCAAGACUUAAAUAAAAUUUAUAAAAUAUAUUUUAAUAUCCUGAAACAUUUAUAUUAUGUAUAGAAUGGACAAUGAUUAAUUAAGCUGAACAAAAAUUACAUUGUUAUUUCCGGGGAUAAAACGAUUACAGAGAGGUUACUCUACUUAAAGAGCGCGUGUGCGUUAUGACACAAGGCGGUAGGAUGUCCCCGGACACGUUCACAUUCGCUUUAAAAUGUUAAAUUUAACCUUGUUAACGUGUAAUAUUUCAAGGUAUUUUAGGAAACGGAUCAACAUACUGUAUGCCGAAGAAGCCGGUUCCAUUCUGGUCUUGUGUAUUUAAUUUAAAAGGGAUGCAUACAUUUUACAUCUAAAUCUAAUACUAGCAGUCUGGCUAAACCAACAUACCUUAAAAUAUUUUCGAAUAGCCCUGAACAUUUAACGUAAUCUUUUCAUGGUUAUAAAAUAUAACUAUUCCAAACGAAAUAUUGAAAAUAUUAUUUUUAAAUAGGAUACAUUCUCAAAUUACUAUGCUUGUAACAAGUUCGAUACUAUUUUCUUUAGUUAGGUUUCAUUAGCAGACUUUCAUUAUUACAUACUUACACGGAAAAUCAUAAUAAACAAAAUAAUAAUAAUUACAGAAAUGUUAUAAAUAUAUAUUUUAUUAUUUUAAAUUAAAUGUAAAAUAAUAUAUGUGUACGAUAUAUAUUAUAAGCUAAAUGUAAAUAUGUAUUUUCUUAUAUAGAACGUACUGAUAAUCUUUACGAAUUUAUUGACCAUAAGACCUGAUAGCCUUUAUUCCAUGUAAAACGUAAAAUCCACAUCUACAAACGAAGAAAUUAUAAUCUUGUAUAAAGAAGUAGGUCAUAUUUAAAGAGUAAGUUUGGUCUGAGCAUCCAUAUAAUUAUAUGCAGUUUUAUACUAGUCUCCAAUCAGUUAUUAAACACUUAAUUAUUUAAUGUACAAAUGUAUUUUCAACCUCAAUAUCGGGCUUGUCGUACACGGUUUAACAUUUCACUAUAAUAUUUGUUUUUAAUGUGUUAGUUAUUUAAAAUGCUUUAGGUUUAAUUAUCUCAUAUGUACACCGGUACUUAAUAUACAUAUCUUGAUUUUCCGGAAUGACAAUCCUGUAUAUCCUAUAACACUAGAGCCUUAUGUAAUCCACCUCAUUUAAAACUUAUUUCACAAAAACAUAUAAAGUAAAGUAUAGUAAGGCCAAACCUAAAUUAUUAUACUCGCUACUCGUAGAGUAGACAUGCAGAUUAUAGUGCCACCUAAACUUCCCACUAUAAACCGCCGAAAGCUGAUCCUCCCACACUUAACUUUGUUCUUUAUUUUAUUAUUUGCCUUGCUAAUUUCAAUUGUAAUGCCAAUAAAUUUUUAAAAUAUCAUUCUUACCCUCUGGGUUGAUUAACGUGUAUCUAGUAGUGUAGAAAAUCAACUUUACUAUAGUAACUAAAAUUUAAAUGGUAAACAACUUUUAAAACGUAUCUCUUAUUUUACUUUAUAUUAGGAGUAUUAUAAUUUUUAAAUUGUAUAGACACAAAAUCUUCAUUGACCGUGCUAAAGUAAAGACAUAAAUGCGAGCAUAACUAAGCAUUUUAAUAACCUUAUUUUAACUAAGAUAUUUACAGUAUUGCCAAAUGUUGUUGCGAAUAUAUAUAUAAAAAAUAUUUAAUAAAAAGGAAACGCUAUAAAAGUAUUGUACAUAAAAUGUAUUUAUAUUUCCCUUUAUUGUCUUUCCUUUUUCAUAAGCCUUAUGUAACUGAUAGCAUUUGUAAAUAUUUUAAAAAUAUUGUAAUUCACAAGUCUUUAAAUAGGACAUGAUACAUCUAUUUUUAUUUUUAUACAUUUAAUUUGCUAAAACUAUAAAAAAGUUUUAAAAUCGUUAACACUGUUCUUAUAGCUUCGUGUUUUAAAAUAAGAGAAACUGAAUUAUUUACUUCCGUGUAUUUUUCUUUAAAAUGAAUAUUUACUACUAUUUUAAAUAUAAAAUAAAUAUCGAAUUAGUAAUACGUUUUCUAUAGCUUAUCUGGUCCGCAAAUAUUAUUUUAUAGAAUAUGUCCCAAGGGGUUUCACGCUACCCAUUACUCGUAGAGGUUGAUUCAAUGAAAAGAUUGUCUCCAUCAAUGAUUAAGAGCUCUAGCCGAGUCUGUCCGUAUUUCGCACUUAAAAAAUGUUUGGAUUUUUUUAACCGGUUCCAAUGCAUUUUUGGCGCUAUUUUAGGAUUUUAAUGGCGAUAGAUGUAGGCGCCGCUCGAUGGGAUUUAACAUGAGUCUAAUGGUCGAGAAACUCGAAUAUAGUGCCUAUAAUAAUUUGCAAUUAAUUGUUUCUUUGAAAGUGUUUUAUUUUCAAACUUCUUAAAAUGUAGUUGAAAAAUUUGCUCAUAUAUUAUGAAACCUGUAUUACUUUUAUCUUUGGAUAAACAGCUUGUAAAUUUUUAAAAUUUUAUUUGAUUCACAAUUGUAAUUAAAUUAUUUUAUUAUAAGCAAAAAUUAAAAAUUGGUAUAUAAAUUCAAAGCUAAAAUGUUUUGUAUUGAUAAACAAGAUCAUCCCUAGACGUAGGGAGUUACUUGUAGAGUAAAAGGGUAAACUACAAUCGAUAAUAGGUAUGUAACGUAGCAGUAUGCGUUUCCAAACCAAAAAAUAUCAGGAUCGAUAGCAGGUAGACAUGGCCAUGUCCGUGCGUCGGUAUGAACGUCGAGAUCUCGGAAACUAUUAUAGCUAGAAAGCUUAGGUUAGAUAUGCGGGAUUCUACUGACGUCUGCGUUGACACGCCCACUCAGACUCCGACUUGAACUAGCAUGACCACACUUCUGUUUUAUUAUUUGUGUGGCCAAUUUCUAUCGUUUAAUCCGCCAACAUGUCGCUAAAACUGAGACGCCCGUAUUUUAUACUAUUAUUUGAUUUUUUAUUGUUUUAAUACUAAUAUAAAUUUGUAUACAUUUAUUAAUAUAAAUUUAUAUCGAUUUGCGAAAUAGCUUUUAAUUUGGUUUAAUUUUACCUAUUUGCCAUAAAAGAUGUUUAAAUUUCUUGUACGCACUUCAACUAGCUGAGUAUCUUGAGGAACUCGACUAUAGAAUUCUCUCUUGCUUUUUAGUUUAAUACAUGAAUAUUAUACACCAAAAUCACAGUUUAUAAUAGAUUUUAUAUUUUACGAAUUUUGAAGUAUUCUUAACAGAUUUUGAGCUCACAUAUGCAUGCAAUUUAUUUGAUCAACGUUUCAAUAUACACUUCGCAUGCUGUAUUUUUUUUCUAGUAAUAAAAGAUGUUUAUACUUAAAUUGUGCAAUUUUUAAAAAAUCAUAAUCAUACAUAAUACUUAAUUUCGGCUUCACCCCCGAAACUCUAAUCGUUGUAAUAAUUACUAAAAAAAAUUUACUAUGAUUAUAAGAAAACAAAUAAAUUUUAAAGAAAUGAGAGUGUCAUAAGAAUAAUUAUGAUUACGCAGUUUCAUAAAGUAAAAUAAUAUGCUUUAAAAAAAAAUAAUGUGAGUAGGUUAUUUUGGAAAACAUUCUGGUUGCAUUAAAAUUUAACUUUUACCAUUUAUCUCCAACCGUUUUUAAGAUUCAUAACUAAGCUCGGCAUUUGUACGAUCCCAAUAAAUAAGUUAAUGAACCUAUAUUAUGAAACCAAAAAAUUUGUGAAAUUAAUAAAAAUAAUUGAACUUUAAAUUUACAUCAAGUUUAGAAAUUCAACAAAUACACUGCUGUGAUAAAUCUAAUUAACGAUUUAUAUAGGGCUCUAGUCACAUAGAUACAUAUUAUAUGAUUAUAAAUCUAUAUGUAUAUAUGUAUAUGUAUUUAAACGUGUACAUACAGUUAUGCACACAUUUACAUAUAUAUGUAUCAAUCGUAAACAUAUAAAUUUAUUAAGAAUCUGCGUUACAACAGUUCGGUGGUCAUGAUAAUUCAAGCAAACUAACAAAUCAUAUGUAAUCAGAAGAAUGUAAAGGCCAUUGCCAAUUUAAAAGACUGUUUAACACAAAUUUUAUACGUUUAAUUCCAAAAUUUAUCAGUACACAAAAUUGCUAUAUAAUGCUUUAGUCUUUAUGUUUAGUGCAAAUCGUUAUCUAAAAUGUAAUGUUAGUAUAAAAAUAAAUAUCAUAAGCUUAUUAUUUUUCGAUAUUUGCGGUUCCAUCGUGCUUCCAUUGUCUGUGUUUUUGUAAAAUAUUGCUUUUUAUUCAAACGACAUCGCAACUUCAUUUGUUUGAUUAACAAAUUCCUUAUUAUUUCAUUUCUAUAAUUUGUGUAAAAAUCAAUUAAGUAACACGAGUAAUACACUAUAAUAAAAGUACCCCAUCAAAUCAAUUAAGUGGAUCAACAACGAAUAUGUAAAUAUAUGUUGCAUAUACAUGAAGUAUUCUAUAUAAAUUCUUUUUAUAAUGUUAAAAAUGAGUUUGUUUGCUUUUUUUAAGCUAUAAUUAAAUAUAAAAUUAAAUUUCAUUUUUAAUACUGCAAUAUUGGUCGACUGAUGGAUUCUUAGCGUAAGAUAAGGUUUAGAUAGUAGAAAGGGUUAACAAUCGUAUACUAAACCUACGCAGAUAUACAAAUUUCUAAUAUUAAGAUGAUAGUAAUCACAAAUAUAAGUUUAAUAAAAUAGUAUGUAUACACAUAGGUAAUAAAUAAUGUACGAAAUAUAGAAAUAAUGCAAAGAUAUUGAAUAACAAUAAAAACAAAAUUAAACUAUUAACUUUUUAUAUACUGACGCACGGCAGAAUUAUUGAUGCAAUUCUUAAAUUUUUAUAAGACGUGCCUUGCAAAUAUAGGAAAUGUUACGUCGGUAUGUAAGUUCAUACACCCGAGUGCCAAUUGGAUCGUCGCAAGUCGCGCAAAUUGAUCCCCCCUUUUACCAAGGUCAUUAAAAGUUAUGUCAUCCUUUUUGCCCUACAGCACCCUGUAAAAUGUUCUCAUUCUAUUGUAUUUGUCUUCAUAUUGUAUAUUUAUUGAAUAAUUGCUGGCUUGUGCCAUGGGCAUACAUUAAAAGAUAUAAAGAAAAUUCGGUGACUGUGUUCCGUCAAACUUACCUCAAUCCCAUCCUGGGCGAUGAGAUCUGGACCCUUGAUCCUGGGCAUUUCUACAUAUUAGGUUGUAAUUAUACAUACAUAUACACCUUCUCCAAUAUAGUACAGAUU
Molecule: messenger RNA, 8472 nt
Organism: Drosophila melanogaster (fruit fly)
Lineage: Eukaryota; Metazoa; Arthropoda; Insecta; Diptera; Drosophilidae
Gene: pan
Product: pangolin
Exons: 12
Coding region: 439-2694 (751 amino acids)
Biological process (GO): mesodermal cell fate determination; positive regulation of gene expression; salivary gland morphogenesis
Cellular component (GO): transcription regulator complex; nucleus
Molecular function (GO): DNA binding; DNA-binding transcription activator activity, RNA polymerase II-specific; kinase binding
Source: RefSeq, marked reviewed